Messenger RNA from Podarcis lilfordi (Lilford's wall lizard), 200 nucleotides. Lineage: Eukaryota; Metazoa; Chordata; Lepidosauria; Squamata; Lacertidae. The record is from the annotation of a GenBank genome assembly.
CAAGCCCCCACACCGGACAUUGUCCCUUCCACCUGGUUCCCUCAGCCGCCCUCGGGCCACCCAGACUCUCCAUUCCCCAAGCGCACUCACUCAGGCAGCUCUGGCCAUCACAACUCCUCGAUCAGCGUUUGCAUCUGCCGGCGCUCGUGGAGUAAAUACGGUACAUACCGUAAAUACUGAGACAAAAGUGCAGCACACAG